AUGGAACAAUCGCUAACGGAAACAGGACAAUCAACAACCGACGAAGAUAACCACCAAUUCGUGGCUAGCAAAGGUUGGUUUGAAAAGUUCAAAAAACGGCAUGCUCUACACAAUUUGAAAAUUCAGGGUGAAACAGCAUCCGCAGAUGCUGAUGCGGCGAAUAAAUAUCCUGAACAGUUCAUAAAAAUUAUUGAAGAACAUGGUUAUUUGCCAGAUCAAAUAUUUAACGCUGAUGAGACAGAUAAUGCACCAGCUCAUGCAACUGAUUUAAGUCAUCCAAAUAUUCAAGUUGAGUUUUUACCGCCCAAUACUACAUCAAUAUUACAACCUUUAGAUCAAGGAAUAAUAUCAACCUUUAAAGCAUACUACAUACGCAAAUCAUUUGAAUUAAUAUUAGAGAAGAUAGAAUCAUUGAAUAUAACGGUCAAAGAAGUCUGGAAACAGUUCUCAAUUUUAGAUUGCUGUGAAAUCGUCGGCAAAUCACUCAAAGACAUUCGUCAAUCAACACUGAGAGCUUGCUGGAAAGCACUUUUGCCAGAGGUUGUAGUACAGGAAACUGUUGUUAAUCUCGUUGAGGAUGAAUAUGAAAACGUAGUGAGACUGGCAAACGUAAUAAAAGGCGAUGGAUUUGACGAAAUAAAUGUGGCUGAUAUUCGAGAAUUAGUUGUGGACGACGAAUUAAAUGAAGUAUAA
Messenger RNA from Anastrepha obliqua, 693 nucleotides. RefSeq names its product tigger transposable element-derived protein 1-like. The transcript has 3 exons. NCBI's taxonomy places the organism in Eukaryota, Metazoa, Arthropoda, Insecta, Diptera, Tephritidae. The record is from RefSeq and is a predicted model, not a curated record. The coding region runs from base 1 to 693 and encodes 230 amino acids. Gene Ontology annotation, cellular component: nucleus. Gene Ontology annotation, molecular function: DNA binding.